This is a messenger RNA of Musa acuminata subsp. malaccensis (wild Malaysian banana), 2637 nucleotides long. The record is from RefSeq and is a predicted model, not a curated record. NCBI's taxonomy places the organism in Eukaryota, Viridiplantae, Streptophyta, Magnoliopsida, Zingiberales, Musaceae.
AGGCACCUCCUUUUCUACGCUCUGCUAUGAUAUGCUAUCAUCAUGAUGGUGAAGAAGCAGACGGGAUCUUCUUGGAGGACAGCCCGAUUUUGAGCUGCUGGACACCAGGAAGCGUUCGAUUCGACCCGCAUUGUGGGAUUUGAUUGCGAGCCCGUGAAGCCAUGCUCUGCGCCUGCUCCGGCGAGCAGUACCGGUUCGAGGAGGAGCGGCCGCCGUCGCCGCCGGAGUCGCUCGCGACGAGGGAUUUCUCCACCGGCGGCCUCUCCUCGAGGGUCGGCGGCCUCUCUUCCGGGGCCGGCGGCGACGGAGACUCCAAGCUUGACGAUACCCAGGUCGACGACGUGGUCGAGUCCACCCUCAGGGAGACCCUCUCUUUGAACUACGAGGAAGCGCGGGCGCUGCUCGGGCGAUUGGAGUAUCAGAGGGGAAACUUCGAUGCGGCAUUGCAAGUGUUUCAAGGGAUCGACAUCGUGGGCCUGCGGCCAAAGAUCAUUAAGGCCAUUGCCGCUUGGACUCGAGCUCGGCAGGCUCGUCGAAGAGGAGAAUGCUUGCAAGGGAAUGUCAUGUCUAUCCACUCGGUUACUCUGCUUAUAGAAGCAAUGCUGCUCAAGUCCAAAUCUUUGGAAGAGAUCGGUCGAUUUAAAGAUGCUGCAUUUGAAUGUAAAACUAUUAUCGACAUUGUUGAAUCUGCUUGGCCGCAUGGCAUACCUGAAGGAAUUGGAGAUGAUAGCAAGUUGAAAGAAAUGUUUCACAAAGCUCUAGAAUUGUUUCCCAAGCUCUGGAUGCGAGCAGGAUUUCUCGAGGAAGCUAUUGCUGCAUAUCGCCGAGCUCUUAUGAAGCCAUGGGAUUUAGGUUUUAGUAGGUGGGCUAGCUUACAGAAAGACCUGGCAGUUGCUCUGCUCUAUGGUGGUGCUGAAUUAAGCCUGCCUCCGCAACUUCAACAACUAUGGGGCUACGCUGUCCCUACGUCUAACAUAGAGGAAGCAAUUCUUUUGUUGCUGAUACUCAUGAGAAAGGUGACCUUUCAAGAAAUAAGUUGGGACCCUGAGAUCAUGAAUCAUCUCAUUUAUGGCUUUUCAUUAACUGGACAAUUCGAAGUUUUGGCCGGUCAUGUAGAACAGAUUUUGCCAGGUAUCUAUGACAGAGUUGAGAGAUGGUAUGUACUGGCGCUUUGUUACCAUGCUGCUGGUCUGGAUGAUGAUGCAUUAAAUGUAUUGAGGAAGGCAUUGAGCUACUCAGAAAAGAAGCACAAACCUCAUCUUCCAUCAGUCAUAUUAGGAGCUAAGUUGUGCUGUAAACGUCCAUUGCAUGCAUGGGAAGGGGCAAAAUAUGCAAUGAAGGCAAAUGAGAUUUUCCAAAAUCAAAAACAUUUUCUUGGUGUCACCAACCACUUGCUUGGUGUUUGUUAUGGAAAUUGUGCUAGAUUGUCUGUAUCUGAUUCACAAAGACUAAAAUUACAGAACGAAUCUUUGAAGACACUUCAACAUGCUGCAAACAUUGAGAAAAAUGAUUCUGAGGUGGUAUAUAGCCUUGCCAGGGAAAGCACUAUGCAGCGGAACCUUCAUAUAGCUUUAGAGAAUGCAACAAAGUAUCUUGAUAUGGUGGCUGGAAGCUCAGUGAGGGGUUGGAAGCUUUUAGCCCUCAUAGUGUCGGCAGAACAGAACUUAAGGGAAGCUGAAGCAAUAGUUGAUCUUGCAAUGUAUGAGAGUGGAACAAUGGAUCAGUUGGAAUUCUUACGCUUAAAAGCGCUACUCCAAGUUGCUCAGGAACAACCAAAGAAUGCUAUAGAGACCUACAAAAAUUUGCUUGCCAUGGUUGAAGCAUGGAAAGAACUUCAGAAAUGGAGCUUGAGUUCUGAGGUCAAAGCAGUAAAAGAUCUAGAGAUGGAAGCAUGGUUGGAUUUGGCAUCUCUUUAUACAAAACUUGGAUCUUGGAAUGAUUCUUAUGUUUGCUUGGACAAAGCUAAAACUUUCGAGCUUUUCUCCCCAAAGUGUUGGCAUUCUAAAGGAAAACUGUUGGAAGCUCAAUCAAAGCAGCAAGAAGCUUUAAUAGCCCUUUUAGUUUCGCUUUCAAUCGAGCCAGAUUAUGUUCCGAGCAUGGUAUUGAUGGCAGCAAUCUUAAGGACGCGUGGAGGCAAGUCACUGGCAAUUGCAAGAAGCUUACUAAUGAACGCCUUGCGUUUAGAACCCACAAACCAUGAAGCAUGGUUGAAUCUGGGAUUCAUCUCAAAAGCGGAAGGCUCGCUUCAUCAGGCUGCAGACUGUUUUCAAGCAGCUUACGAGCUGAGGCAAUCCUCCCCGGUGCAAAAUUUCGUAUGAGCCCGUCUCCGACCAUGCAAUUAGUAUACGCAAUACAUGCAUCUGGGAUCUUGAGAAUGUAAUGGUAGUUAAAGUUGCAACUGAUGAGAUAGAUCUACAGGUAUCUGCAUAUCAUGGUUUGCUUCUCUCUUGUUCAAUAACUGUUGUACAUGCUCUCUGGUUAUGAUUCAACCAUGUACUUGUUUAGAGUCACAAACACUUAAUACAUCUUGUAACUAUAGCCCUGCUUAUCCUGUAGGAGUCUGAAGAGUUUACCAUCUCACUCUGUGUAUUCUGUUAGUGGCUUUGCUGGAGGUAUAAAAUGGAGAAAUUUUACUUC